Haemonchus placei is the source of this 636-nucleotide messenger RNA. NCBI's taxonomy places the organism in Eukaryota, Metazoa, Nematoda, Chromadorea, Rhabditida, Trichostrongylidae. The record is from the annotation of a GenBank genome assembly.
AUGGAUCUUACGACGGAGGUGGAAAAAUCCCACAUUCUUACGUUCUUCACUCAAUGCAUCAAUCGUCUGAAGGGUUCCGACAAGAUGCUUCCUCAGGUGCAUUUAAUGAAGGAGCUGUGCCUGCGCGGAUUUGCCGUUCAUCAUAGUGGAAUACUUCCGAUUCUCAAGGAAGUCGUGGAAUUGCUCUUUCAGAAAGGAUACGUUAAGAUUCUGUUUGCGACCGAGACCUUCGCGAUGGGUGUGAACAUGCCGGCACGAACUGUCGUUUUUGACAGCAUUCAGAAGCACGACGGUAUGGAACUCAGAACGCUGAAUGCUGCGGAAUAUAUCCAGAUGGCUGGCAGAGCAGGUCGACGUGGUCUUGACACCACCGGAACUGUCAUCGUUCUUUGUAAACAGCCUAAAUUGGUCGAACCAGGCCAACUGCAGCUGAUUAUGAUGGGAAAAGCAGCUCCACUUGUUUCACAGUUCCGUGUGACGUACUCCAUGUUGUUGAAUUUGUUACGAGUUGAGCAUUUACGGGUGGAAGAUAUGCUUCAGAGAUCGUUCGUAGAAAGUGCAUCGCUUCGAGAAGGACCGAAAAGGAAAAGCAACCUUGAAAAGGUACAUUCAGCGCUAUUUAAGCUCAAUUAUUGA